Messenger RNA from Acaulospora colombiana, 582 nucleotides. NCBI's taxonomy places the organism in Eukaryota, Fungi, Glomeromycota, Glomeromycetes, Diversisporales, Acaulosporaceae. The record is from the annotation of a GenBank genome assembly.
AUGGCAUUUUCUUAUCAGAAUCAUGUUGUAACAGGAGGUUAUGACAAAAUCGUGAGACUCUAUGAUAUCUCAACUGGCCAAUUGGUGAAGAUGUUUACUGGUCAUCAGCUAUCUGUAACAAAAACCAUAUUCAAUCCUUUGGGCAAUUUGAUAGUCAGUGGUUCAAAAGAUCACACAAUAAAAUUUUGGGAUAUUGUUUCGGGAUUAUGUAUAAAAACAAUUUCUUCUCACUUGGGUGAAGUGACAUCCGUAGCGAUGAAUUCCAAUGGAACUUUGUUGUUAAGUAGUUCAAAAGAUAAUUCUAAUAGGUUAUGGGAUGUUCGAAAGGCACGUCCCAUCAAGAGACUAAAGGGACACCAGAAUACAUCCAAGAAUUUUAUUAGGGCAGGAUUCGUCAAUAAUUCGUUAAUUGUUGGUGGCUCCGAGGAAACGGAGGAGGUUUUGCAAAAAUUGAAGGGUCACAGUGGCAUUGUUUACGAUGCCAUCUGGAAUCCCAAGCAAUGUUUAUUGGUCAGUUGCAGUGAUGAUAAAACAUUAAAGACUUGGUGGUAUGACGAAGGCCUCCCAUUAGAGCUGGAAUAA